Messenger RNA from Stomoxys calcitrans (stable fly), 1663 nucleotides. It is a transcript of the gene noi, whose product is annotated as splicing factor 3A subunit 3. Gene Ontology annotation, biological process: mRNA splicing, via spliceosome. The transcript has a single exon. Gene Ontology annotation, molecular function: zinc ion binding; RNA binding. The record is from RefSeq and is a predicted model, not a curated record. Gene Ontology annotation, cellular component: spliceosomal complex; nucleus. The coding region runs from base 99 to 1607 and encodes 502 amino acids. Lineage: Eukaryota; Metazoa; Arthropoda; Insecta; Diptera; Muscidae.
CUCUGUCAAUAAAACGCCGAAAAUACAUAAAUACAGCAACAAUAAAAUUAAAAAUUAAGUACAACAAAUAAGAAAACAAUUUAGUUUCAAAUACCAUUAUGGAAACUUUGCUUGAACAGCAAAGGCGUUACCAUGAAGAACGCGAACGUUUGGUGAAAAUUAUGGUUGACGAGUAUGCCAGCAAGAAACUGAAUGAAAAAGACCGCAUAUAUUCCGAACACAGAUUGAAGUACCUCGUGGAUUUGCAUUACAAUUCAACUUCCAAGUUGAGAGAGCUCUACGAAGAUAAGGACAAUGAGAGAAAAAUGGAGAUUCAAGCCCUAUCGGGACCAAAUGAGUUCAAUGAAUUUUACAACCGCCUCAAACAAAUCAAAGAGUUCUACAAAAAACACCCUAGUGAGGUCAGCAUUCCUUUAUCUGUCGAGUUUGAGGAUAUGGUAAAGGCCUACAAUAAUCCAGACGAAAUGUCUGCCUUGGUUGAGUUUACCGACGAGGAAGGUGGUGGACGUUACUUGGAUUUAAACGAAUGUUAUGAGAUGUAUGUCAAUUUAAGAGGUGUUGAGAAGGUUGACUACAUUACCUAUCUGAUGACAUUUGAUCAUGUCUUUGACAUUGCCAAGGAGAGGAAAAACAAGGAGUAUAAGAAAUAUUUGGAGUCAUUAAACGAAUAUUUGCAUAAUUUCGUACUGCGAGUGCAGCCUUUACAUGAUAUUGAUGAGGAACUGGUAAAAGUAGAAUUGGACUUUCAAAAGCAAUGGCUGCAAGGCACAUUUCCCGGUUGGGUCUCAAAGGAAACAGAAUCGGCUUUGGCAAAUACAGGAGCCCAUUUAGACUUGUCUGCUUUUUCCAGUUGGGAAGAGUUGGCUUCCCUUGGUCUUGAUCGUUUAAAAUCAGCUCUGAUGGCUUUGGGUCUUAAAUGUGGUGGAACUCUAGAGGAAAGGGCUCAACGAUUGUUUUCCACAAAAGGCAAAAAAACAUUAGACCCCUCUCUAAUGGCCAAGAAGCCUUCCAAAACAACCAGCAUGCAAUCUCGAGAGAACGAACGGCACAAAGAAAUAGCCCAAUUAGAAGCUUACUUGUACAAAUAUGCCGAUUUAGUAUCUGAACAGCGUAGUGCUACGAAGGAAAACGUUCAACGCAAACAGGCUCGCACUGGAGGCGAAAGGAAUGACAGCGACGUUGAGGCAAGUGACUCAGACAUUGAUGAUGACCCGGAUGCCGACGAUGUUCCAUACAAUCCCAAAAAUCUUCCUUUGGGCUGGGAUGGUAAACCUAUUCCUUACUGGCUUUAUAAACUCCAUGGCUUGAAUAUUAGUUAUAAUUGUGAAAUAUGUGGUAAUUAUACGUACAAAGGGCCGAAAGCCUUUCAACGUCACUUUGCCGAAUGGCGCCAUGCUCAUGGUAUGAGAUGUCUAGGCAUUCCAAAUACUGCACAUUUUGCAAAUGUUACUCAGAUAGAAGAUGCUAUUACUCUGUGGGAAAAACUGAAAUCGCAAAAAACCUCUGAAAGAUGGAUUGCUGAUCAAGAAGAAGAAUUUGAAGACUCUCAGGGGAAUGUGGUAAAUCGUAAGACCUAUGAAGAUUUGAAGAGACAAGGUUUACUAUAAAUUGUACCACUACAUUAAACAUAAAAUGAGAAUAAUAAAUAUAUUAAAUAUUUAUA